Molecule: messenger RNA, 4503 nt
Organism: Thalassophryne amazonica
Lineage: Eukaryota; Metazoa; Chordata; Actinopteri; Batrachoidiformes; Batrachoididae
Gene: ano1a
Product: anoctamin 1, calcium activated chloride channel a
Exons: 26
Coding region: 205-3042 (945 amino acids)
Biological process (GO): chloride transmembrane transport
Cellular component (GO): plasma membrane
Molecular function (GO): protein dimerization activity; chloride channel activity
Source: RefSeq, a predicted model, not a curated record
UGGGAGGAGACAUCUUACCUGUAGAGACACUUCCUCCUCCGCCCCGUCUGCGCACAGGUGAGGAGGAAGUUCUACCUGAGCGGCACCUGCGCAUUUUUUCAUCUCCGUCCAGACGGAUCACUUGGGACCAAAGGUUCUUCUCCUGUGGCUUGUGAGCACUCAGGCAGGCAGCAGCAGCAGGAGGAGGAGGAGGAGCCCGGUGCCAUGAGGCGGUACGAUCACUACAUGCACAUCACUGCCAAUGACAAGAACCCGGAGGAGGAAAACGGCAAAGCCAAGCCCGGCGAGUCCAUACCAUUGAAAUCUCCAAUUUCGGAUGAUAGCUCACCUCAUAAUCCUCCAGCCGGCCCAUACUUCAGAGAUGGGCGGCAGCGGGUCGACUACGUCUUGGCGUAUAAUAUCCAGGAGCCUAGCAGUGCUCGGCGCCAGUCAUCCAGAUUUGCUGAACGUGGCGUCAUGCAAUGGCUGCACCGGAGCCUGAGCUCCAGAAGCAGCAGAGCCCCGCUGCAGCCCAAAAUAGACCCCGAAAUCGCUGCCCAGCACCAACCAUCCGACUACCAUGCAGAUGACAUGCACUUCAGGAGGGAAGAAUUCGAGCACAAGCUUCUGAACACGGGGCUGGAGCUGGAACGUGACGACAGGUGCAGAAUCCCUGGAAUUGGGUUCCUGAAGAUCCAUGCUCCAUGGAACGUCCUUUGUCGAGAGGCUGAGUUCAUGAAGCUAAAGAUGCCCACAAAGAAGGUUUAUGAAGUGAAACAAGGCAGUAACAUCGUGGAGAAGGUCAGGCUGUUCAUUCGCAAAGUCACUGCUCCUCUUCACCCAAACGUGGGCACCAGCCGGCAGCACACCGUGAAGUCUCUCUGUCACCCGUUCUCCAGGGAGAAGCAGCACCUAUUUGAGCUCUCUGACCGGGACAACUUCUUUGACAGCAAGACCAGGAGCUCCAUCGUCUUUGAGGUGCUGAAGAGGACAAAGUGCACCAAACUAAAACACUCCAUGGGGAUCACCAGUCUGCUCGCCAAUGGCACCUAUACAUCUGCUUAUCCUCCACAUGAUGGAGACAUCAAGGGGACAGAAUCCAACGACAGGAAGCUGCUGUACGAGGAAUGGGCCAGCUACAGCAUCUUCUACAAAUAUCAGCCCAUCGGUCUCAUCAGGAAGUACUUUGGAGAAAAGGUUGGGCUGUACUUUGCCUGGUUAGGAGUCUACACACAGAUGCUGAUCCCUGCAGCGAUUGUGGGUGUUAUUGUUUUCCUGUACGGCUGUGCCACCGUGGAUGAUAAUAUUCCCAGUAUGGAGAUCUGUGAUCCCAGGAACAACAUCACAAUGUGCCCGCUGUGCGACCGAGCCUGCAGCUACUGGAAGCUGGUGACAGCGUGUGGAACGGCCCGAGCCAGCCAUCUCUUUGACAACCCAGCCACCGUCUUCUUUUCCAUCUUCAUGGCCCUCUGGGCGGUUCUCUUCAUGGAGCACUGGAAGAGAAGGCAGAUGAGACUCAACUAUCUCUGGGACCUGACGGGCUUCGGCGAGGAGGAAGAGGAGGAUCAUAAGGAUCACAACCGAGCUGAGUACGAGUUAAGGGUCAGCCGGAAGAAGGCAAAACUGGAACAGACCACCCCGAAGGGUGAGAAGGUGAAGCUGACGUGUGUGGACAGACUUCCGUUUUAUUUGACCACCGUGGUCAUGAUGUGCUUCAUGAUCACCGUGACAUUUGCCAUCACCUUCGGAGUCAUCCUGUACAGAAUCAGCAUUAAGGCAGCGCUGCACAUGAGCGACUACCCCGUGGCUCGGGAAAACGUCAGAGCCACCGUCAAAACCACCGCCGCCAUCAUCAACCUCAUUGUCAUCAUCAUCUUAGAUGAAAUCUACGCCUCCAUUGCGCGUUGGCUCACCAUGCUAGAGGUCCCAAAAACAGACAAAAGCUUUGAAGACCGGCUGAUCUUCAAAACCUUCAUCUUGAAGUUUGUAAAUGCCUUCACACCGAUUGUCUACUUGGCCUUUUUCAGGGGAAGGCUCGUCGGCCGUCCAGGAAACUACCUGUAUGUUGUUGGAAGCUACAGAAUGGAAGAGUGUGCUCACGCAGGCUGCCUCAUGGAGCUCUGCAUCCAGUUGUGCAUCACCAUGUUGGGCAAACAGCUCAUCCAGAACAACCUCUUUGAGAUCGGAAUACCGAAGCUGAAGAAACUAAUACAGAAGAGGAAGUCAGAUGCAAAGCAAGUGGAGGAUCUCGAGAAGACCCUGCAACGACACGAGAAGGACCACUUCCUGUUUCCCUUUACUGGGCUCAGUCCCGAGUACAUGGAGAUGAUAAUCCAGUUUGGGAUGGUCACUCUUUUUGUGGCCUCCUUCCCUCUGGCUCCACUCUUUGCUCUGCUCAAUAAUAUCAUUGAAAUUCGCCUGGAUGCCAAGAAGUUUGUUACGGAGCUGCGCAGACCGAUUGCUGCCAAAGCCAAAGACAUAGGGAUCUGGUACAAUCUGUUGAGGGGCCUCAGUAAGGUCGCAGUCAUCGUGAAUGCUUUUGUCAUUUCUUUCACAUCUGACUUCAUCCCACGACUUGUCUACCAGUAUGGAUACAGCCCUGACGGCUCCUUGCAUGGCUUUGUAAACCACUCGCUGUCUUACUUCAACGUCAAAGAUUUCCAGCCAGACACAGACCCUGUCAAGCCAAUGCACCUUGGCUACAAGGUGGAAAUAUGCAGAUAUAAGGACUACAGAGAACCUCCCUGGUCUGCCACACCGUACGAACUGUCUAAGGAGUUCUGGGCCAUUUUGGCAGCACGCCUCACCUUCGUUAUCAUCUUUCAGAACGUGGUGAUGCUGAUGAGUGACUUUGUGGACUGGCUGAUCCCAGACAUCCCCAAGGACAUCAGCCUCCAGAUGCACAAGGAGAAGAUCCUGAUGGUGGAGCUCUUUAUGAAGGCAGAGCGAGGGAAGAGGUUCACAGUACGGGAGAGACACAGUCAGGGCAACUGCGCUUCCUCGUCAGCCAAUCAGAGCCCGCCGCAGCCCCAGUCACGCCCCGUCUCACACACCACCAACUGAUACUAACUGCCAGCUCCGGAGUCUGGGAAAACAAAUGCAAAGACCAACAAGCAAAUGCAUCACAUGUAAACACGCUACAGUGAAGCUUUCUAACUCAUAUCUCAUUAACAACACCUUUGCUGCAUUCAAGAUGUGUGUGAAUAUUUGCAGUGAAGUCAACAGUGAUUCCAACUGAGUUUGACUUUGUUCACAUUACAGACCUGAUCGCGUGAAGUUUACAGCAGAAGUGGGUACCCCCCUGUGCCAUAUCACUCAAAUGCCAAAUGAUCCAAAAUAGUAUCAACUCAGUAAAUUCUAUGACAUCUAAGCUGAAGAGUGACAAAGCAGGUGGCCAUCUGGAAGAGGAGUUGGACCACCAUUAUGUAGAGAGAGGUUCCACUCCAGAUAUGUACUUCAGUCUACUUGUCUCUAUUCUUGCACAAGACACUAAAUCUGCAUCUUGUCAAGCCACUCGGAUGUAAAUGGGUACCAGCUUUGGAUGGGGAAGUAACCUGUAACAGGCUGGCAUCCCAUGCAGACAGAUUCGUAGACUCUGUUCUUCAUGCUGCAAUGAGCCUCAGAGAAUUUCAGUUGAACUAAAGGGUAUUUACUCUUUUGUAAAAUUAAACACUGUUUCAGUUUACUUUAUUUACACUUCCCACAGUAGGAACUCGAUGUGACAAAAGACAGUACACCUUUCAUUACUGAGAUCUGAAGAAUUUAUUGUUUUUAUGCUUUGAAUCCACCUUUGAUGGCAGAGUCAGGACUCCUUAGCAGGGAGGUGCUGUGCAACAUUGAAGGAUAUUUAUUAGGACUAUCACUGGUAUUAUGUCUGAUUCUAUACUUCCUGAUUAUUGGCGCAACUGGUUUUGACUGAUUUUUAGUCCAAUAUCUUUUUCCAUCUUUGUCAUGUCUCAUAAUCUGAUGUUUUCAUUUUAUUGGCGAUUGCAUUCCAUGUGGACACAUGAGGCAAACUAGCCUCAGGUCCAAAAUUGAAAUCUUUCUGGUCUUCAAGUCAUGUUAUGGCCAUAUUCAUAGCCACUUACAAAUCACAUGUGUGUUCUUGCUGCACUGAGUUUCUACUUUGGGACCUGUUUUUUCAAUACAGUAAUUCUAAAGUAUUUUGUCUUUGAUUAUUUAUAAGGUAAACACUCUAUUUGUCAACUCAGAAAUAACACAGUUCUUCAGGAGUUUGAAUCAGUUGGUAUGUAAUCCAUCAUGCACAAGGCUGUAUUCAUUUCUGUUGUAUACUGUUUGUUUCUAUGGAUGAUAAUGUCCAAAAUAAUGUUGUUUAUUGGAUGUAUUUGAAAGGAAUAAGCCAUUUACUUUAUCCUACUUGGGGUAUUUUUUUUUUCUUGAAGACAUGAACUUUCAAGACACAUAGAAAAAUAGACAUUUUAUGGAGUACAACAUCUACAGUGGGGCAAAAAAAUAUUUGGUCAGCGUUUGAUUGUGCAAGUUCUCCAACUUAGAAAGAUGAGA